Molecule: messenger RNA, 432 nt
Organism: Aspergillus puulaauensis
Lineage: Eukaryota; Fungi; Ascomycota; Eurotiomycetes; Eurotiales; Aspergillaceae
Exons: 2
Coding region: 1-432 (143 amino acids)
Source: RefSeq, a predicted model, not a curated record
AUGGCCCGAUUCUUCUAUCAUCUUACCGUCCUCCAGCUUUGCCUGCUGGCACUGAUCACUCCGGUGCUUGGGAAAAAGAAACUAUCCUAUCCAACGACUGUUGAGGUCGACCUUCUCUUUCCCCGAAAUGAAACCUACAACAACAUGACCGGCUUCCCUAUCGUGUUCGCCAUACAGAACGCCAAAGCUGUAGACGUAUUCGGGUGGACCCUAGAGUGGAAGUUCGUAUGGCUGGACGGGGACAAAGACGAAAAAUUCCUGGAUCACUAUACCGGCCCAGACAUAAAAGACAGUUCAACGUUCAACGAAUUCAGGUACAUCGCAGAUGAUAGCUUCCUCGCCCCUGGCAAAAUAUACACAAAGAACAACUACUACCUGCGCCCUGUGGACGGCAACAGAGAGCGAGGCAUCAAUCGACUGCCCUGGAACUGA